ACAGUCUCAACACAAGUGGGACAGGGUGACCGAAGGAUUGCAAAGACUUUAUUAUUUUAUUUGAGUUGGACAGAAGAUUUGUUCAUUGAAAGAUUUCCUUUUUAGCAACAUUUUUACCACAGAUAGGAAGAAGAGGAAAGAAGAGAUUUUACAAUGUCCUCGUUUGAGUCCCAGGGCCAGUCUCCUCCUCGGUGUGGUCCACAGUUCCCUACUUUGGGACAGGAGCCUCCAGAGCUCAGCAUGUACAGCGACUGCUACUACCCUCCUCCAUCACUGCCCAGCCCUCAGCGCACCACCCCAACGUCCUAUGAGCUCAGUGACUACACCACCCCCUCUCCGAAUCCUUACCUCUGGUUCAACAACUCUACACCAUCUUACCUGGGCAGCACCGCACCGCCGGGGAACCCAGGGCCUCCCUUUGUCCCGCAGCACUAUGGGAUGCAGAGGCCAUACCUUGGCCCAGCCGGAGCUGGGGGUCCAGGAGGGGAGCUAAGCUGGUUCUCCCUGCCCUCACAAGAAGAUUUAAUGAAGUUAGUGAGACCACCAUACUCCUACUCUGCUCUCAUCGCUAUGGCAAUCCACGGGGCGCCAGAUAAAAGACUAACACUAAGUCAAAUUUAUCAGUAUGUGGCUGAUAAUUUCCCAUUUUACAACAAAAGCAAAGCAGGAUGGCAAAACUCAAUAAGACACAACCUGUCGCUCAAUGACUGCUUCAAGAAAGUGCCAAGAGAUGAAGAUGACCCAGGCAAAGGAAACUACUGGACACUUGACCCCAACUGUGAAAAGAUGUUUGACAAUGGCAACUUCCGCCGCAAAAGAAAGAGAAAGUCCGACUCUCUCACCGGAGCAGAGGGCGGAUCUGUGGCUCAAGAUUCAGGCGACAGUGACAGAGGCAGUCCCAAGCACCCAGGCAGCUCAUCUCUCACCCUCUCCCCUCCAUCUGACCGAAUACCCUCCCCCACUGCAUCCACAUCUACCCCUUGCCUCAGCAGUUUCUUGACAGAGAUGUCUGGGGUAAGCACGACAGCAGGAGAACUUGGAGGUGAUGGUUUGACGAGGCCUUUACCGAUCAGCCUGCCUAGUUUAGAUAUUUCGCAUAGGCCGUCAAGUUUCGGUAGCUUCUCGCCCAAUUCUGGCAGUACAGAUUGGGUUCCACAAGUGCCGCCUCCAUCCUCAGUGCUUUCUUCUUCACCCACUCACUCAGCACUGGGAUACACAAGCCCCAUACUAAGCCAGUACAGUGGUACCAGUGGGCAUUUCUACCCGGGACUCAGCUCAACUGGCAUCAUCUAUCAGAGAAGGCACUGAAGUUUGAAAUGCAAAUCAACUUCAAAACUUUGGCCUAUUUCUGGUAUCCAUAGCAACAUCACUUUGCAUCCUAAUUGUCUUUGACAAAACCCUUAUACAGAUUUGGGGUUAGCCCAAAGAUUACAAUAUUUCUCUCUUGUCCAUUUGUUGUAAUUAUGAAAUUGUUAUAUUUAACUUUUUUUUUAAGGUGCCCUCCUGUUUUCUUUACACUGAAGGGUACACAAGAGAUCACUACUACAGCGUGACUACAAAGAGUAAAUAGACUUUGAUUCCCACAGGAACUGCUGACUCAGCCACACUGCGCUCUGGCUAGGUCUCUGAAAAAAAACAUACUCAGCUAUCACUAUCUGAUCCCCAGUCAGCUUUUAUCCCAACUAAAGCCACUCUAUCAGAUCUGACUCAUUAUUAACACACACACAAGAUCAGGUCUGCUGACAUGCGGUCCUUUUACACUGUUACCUGCUAUUGUUCUUGAUGCUAUCACUAAGUCAACAAUAGCAUAUGUCAUUACAAGCUGGUCAAUUACAAUGUGUGUAUCUAAUAUGCAUUGGAUCAACAAUAUAGACUUUCACUUUGAGCAGUGUAGAGACUUGUAAUAUGUUUUAUUCCUUUGUUCAGUUGUUUUUAAUUAUUGUUUGUAUUAUUGUAUGUUUGGUAAUGAUAUCUACAAAGGUUGGUUUGGUUCUGUUCUUAUUAAUGUAUACUUUAUAUGUCUGGUUGUCUGUUUUUGAUAUGAAUAA
Molecule: messenger RNA, 2048 nt
Organism: Boleophthalmus pectinirostris (great blue-spotted mudskipper)
Lineage: Eukaryota; Metazoa; Chordata; Actinopteri; Gobiiformes; Gobiidae
Gene: foxi3b
Product: forkhead box I3b
Exons: 2
Coding region: 154-1308 (384 amino acids)
Biological process (GO): cell differentiation; regulation of transcription by RNA polymerase II; anatomical structure morphogenesis
Molecular function (GO): RNA polymerase II cis-regulatory region sequence-specific DNA binding; DNA-binding transcription factor activity, RNA polymerase II-specific
Source: RefSeq, a predicted model, not a curated record